This is a messenger RNA of Lolium perenne, 1184 nucleotides long. RefSeq lists its product as uncharacterized. The record is from RefSeq and is a predicted model, not a curated record. NCBI's taxonomy places the organism in Eukaryota, Viridiplantae, Streptophyta, Magnoliopsida, Poales, Poaceae.
AGCAAGCCCUCGUACGCAAUAGCAACUGAGCAGAGCACAAAAUCCAAACCAUUAGCCAUGGAGCGCAUCCCUAUCUCCUACAUUGCCAUGGCCCUCUCGUUGGUGCUUCUCCUCCCUUCCUAUGCAACGGCGUCGGUGCCAACCGGCAUGAUAGAGCGGGAAACCAAGCAGCAGAUUCUGGCGAGCAUUCCGCCGCAUGGGCAGGAGAACCCCGUGCUGUUCCUGACAUCGCCGUCUGGCAAGUACGCGGCGCACUUCAUACGCAGCCAGACCGUGCCAGGCGCCGGUGGCCUCGGGGCGGACUUCUGCUAUGUGGAAAUUCUCGACGCCUCCGAGCCAGGCGCGGAGGGCCAGAGCGUGUGGGAGUCAGAGUGCUUGGCUGUGAGCACCAUCAACACCUGCGCACUCGUGUUCUCGUGGAAAGGUUUGGAGGUGUUUGACGGGAGCAACUCAGUGUGGCACACACACGACACAGAGUCGGUUGACAACAACUUCCUCAGAACCCUGGAGCUGGUGGACGAGGGUGACAUGCGCAUCCUUGACAAGGGCGGUGAGCUGGCGUGGAAGGCCAGCGAUGAGCCACGGGCGGCGCAGCACUGCGGCAUGCCCGGCUCGCCAGGCCUGGUCUCGGCAACGGCGCCCUUCGCCCAGCCGAUAGGACAGGGGAGUGGCAACCUGCCAUUUGGACAGGAUGUAGGAGGCAAUGGAAACGGCAACGCCGGCGUUGCAGUGCUGCCACAAGAUGCAUCGUAUGGUGAUGUCUCUGGGCAGGGGCACGGCGUGGAAGACGUGGGGCAGUCGAUUGGAUUUGGCAGCCAACCGUUGGUGGACAGCAGCCCAUACGACAGUGGUGCACUGAAGCAUGGAUGCAGCUUGCUUGGAACUGGACUUGCCUUGGGUGUCAUUACCAUGGCUCUCAGUUUCUGAUUUCAGUAUAUACUUGCGCUCUCUCCGCGUGAGGGGUUUCGUGGUUUCUGAAUUUGUUGUUAUUAUUUCUGGCGCAAUAAGCCAGGGAUGUGUUGUAAACUCGUGAUCAUGCGUGUUAAUUUUCUGGGUGUGGGCAUGCUUGUAGUAUUACUGUGUUGUAUCUGUAAUUUCUUGUGAUUGUUUAAGUUUGGUUGUAAGACUUGCUUGUCUCGAUUCUAUUGGGCUACCCUACUCAAACUGAUGAUUUCAGAAUUUCA